GCCAUCUUUUUGGCUCCUAAAUCUUAAGCCUUAAACUUGCCCCCAAUCAUUGCUGCUUUUCGAUCCCAAAGCUCCAUGAUGAUCGUUACUUAACCACCUCCUCUGCUCUUCAAUUCUAUACCAUACCAUCAAGCCCUUAGUUACUACUACUACCACUACUACCUAGCUACGAACAAGGAUGCAGUGCCAAAGCAGCAUCAACAGAACCCAACACCAACAGAGAAUUGAAGUGAACACACACAGCAAAAUGGCAGCAGUUCAUUUCAGUUGAGGCACUGCUGCAGCUAGAGCUAUAGCAGGGAAUCAUCAGUGCCGGCCGGUAGUGGCAGCAGUUCUUGUGCCUCCCUACCCAACGACUCACCCGAUCUCUCUAGUCAGAAGUCAGUAGUCACUGCCCCCGAUCCACCAAUCCCCUCCUGCUCCUGCUGCUGCGUGAGUUCAUUCGUUGCAGUCUCAGGUUCUCAGCAUAUAUACUGCAGGACUCCACCCACUGCCCGGACCUCCACCACCUCCUCUCUUUCCUUUCACCUCUUCCUCCGUCCUCGCUCUCUCCUAGGCCUCUUCUUCCUCAUCGAUCACAGCCGGCCAGCUGCAACUAAAAGCUAGCUUAGCUAGCAGAAGCAAGAAAGGCACCAUCAUAUCCGAUCCGAUCCAUGGCGGUGAAGGACUGCGGCGGGCACAAGGGCUGCGAGUGCGAGCGUGAGCGUCUGUACCGGCGGUGCUGCGCGGCGCUCGUGGCGUUCAUCCUCCUGGUCCUCUUCGUCAUCCUCGUCGUCUGGCUGGUGCUGCGCCCGCACAAGCCCAAGUUCUACCUGCAGGACCUGUCGGUGCUGUGCCUCAACGUGACGCCGCCGGCGUCCACGUACCUCUUCACCACCAUGCAGGCGACGGUGGCGGCGCGGAACGUCAACGACCGCGUCGGCGUCUACUACGACCAGGCGGACGCGUACGCCGAGUACAAGGGCGUCGCCAUCACCGUGCCCACGCGCCUCCCCGUGCAGUACCAGGGGCCCAACGACGCCUCCGUCUGGUCCCCGUUCCUCCGCUCCCUCGACAGCGUCCAGCUCCCGCCGCAGCUCGCCGUCGCGCUGGCACAGGACGAGACGGCGGGCUACGUGCUCAUCGACGUCCGCGUCGACGGUUGGGUUAGGUGGAAGGUCGGCACCUGGAUCUCGGGACACUACCACCUCCGCGUCAACUGCCCCGCGCUGCUCACCGUCAACGAGGGCAAAGGAAGCUAUGGCGCCAACACCGGCGGCGGAACGGGCUACUUCCGAUUCCAGCAGGCCGCCGCAUGCGCCGUCGACGUCUAGUCUCUAGUCUAGUGUACGUAGCUGGCUGGUGUUCGCUUCGUCUUGCGUCGUUGCAGCUUUAAUUUGGUACAUCAACAUUCCUUCGUUCUCUUGUAAAUCGAUCGAUCGAUCGAUCGUCGCAUCAGAAUCAGCUGCGUUUGUCAAUUCGUCGAUCGAAUGGACGAUGGUCUUUAAUUUCAGAGCUUGGCUGCUGAUUAGGCAGUGAUGGAUCGGAUUCUGAUUAUUGGUGGGUUGGUUGGAGUCUUUGGAUUGAAGAAGGGAGAGAGAUGGAGGAAAAGACGAUCAUGAUCAUAUCGUACUGUACUAUCUAUGGGGCAAACGUGAAGGUUGCUCCAUCCAUAUACCAUCAAUAAUGUCAAUUGUUCAUAUAUAUAUAUAUAUAUAUAUAAAUACAUAA
This is a messenger RNA of Sorghum bicolor (sorghum), 1710 nucleotides long. Its product is annotated as NDR1/HIN1-like protein 1. The transcript has a single exon. NCBI's taxonomy places the organism in Eukaryota, Viridiplantae, Streptophyta, Magnoliopsida, Poales, Poaceae. The coding region runs from base 654 to 1313 and encodes 219 amino acids. The record is from RefSeq and is a predicted model, not a curated record. Gene Ontology annotation, biological process: defense response to other organism.